Molecule: messenger RNA, 999 nt
Organism: Thrips palmi
Lineage: Eukaryota; Metazoa; Arthropoda; Insecta; Thysanoptera; Thripidae
Exons: 5
Coding region: 210-791 (193 amino acids)
Source: RefSeq, a predicted model, not a curated record
CCAAGCGCUCCCCGGAGUCCAGCCACAUCCAACGCUCAACCAAUCACAGCACGCCCCCUGUUUCUGUUGGAAGUCUGUUUGUUGACAUUCUUCUUGGCGAGCUGUCACCCACCUGUCAGUCCUUGGAGUCCUUUUCCUCUCAAGGUCAGUCACUGCUCUGUCUGUUCUUACUGCCUUUAUUCUUCUCCGAAGCUCAAGCCAGUUUUAAUAUGAUGGAUCAUUGGGACUCAUUUGAUGAUUUCUACUCUGACAUAAAUUUUGUAUCAGAUUUUCAUGAUGACGAAAACUCGGUUGAAUUAGAAAUCAAUAAACACAUGAAUCUACUGGAUGACAGUAGUCAUGACUCAGCAGCUGCGGAUGGACAUCCUCUUUAUGAACAUGAAACGCUCUCGAAUGAAAUACCAAAAAUCGUUGACAGAAUCACUAUGGAUGAAGUUAGGCAGGAAGUGACAGAGGACCUUAAGCAGGUUCAGGAAAAAAUUGUCUUUGAAAAUGAGUGCUAUUUUACGAAAUUACAUAGUAAAAAGCAGCAAAUGGAGUCAUCUGAGGAUGACAGCACAAGCAGCAGUGCAUAUCAUUCGGCCCUAAGCACCCUAAGUGGUGUGAGCUUAGAUGAGUCAUCGGACAAGUUGGAGAGGAAAACCAAAGUAACCAAAAAAUCUAAGAAAACUAAAUUUCGUCCGUUAAAGGAAAAAGAAUCCACUGGAUUCAGCUCAGUGUUAAAGCAAGAAGAAUGGCGUCCCUUAGAAGAAGAAAGGGGACUUUCCACCAUGGACUUCCCUCGAUUAUAAAUAUUGUUGUUAAUGUUAUCAUGUUGUACCUGAAACCUAAAUCUAGUUCCUGCAUUUUGUAAAGGUUUUCAUGUUCCUCAAUUUGUUCUCAUUUUCUUAAUAUGUCAUGAUAUGUCAGUUGUUAUUGGAGGUUUGGAUGACUAACUUCCUAUAUAGCAUGUUUAUAAUUUAUAUGUUUGUUUUAAAAUUAAAAACAGAUAUGUGAGUA